CUUCAAUAACCUUAAUUUCUUCUCUUUCUCUCUUCUUGCGGUAUAGCUAUAUAUACACAUAUAUAUAUACAUCGUCUGACAAAACCAUACCUCCAUAAUUGUUGUUAGCUCCUCUCUCUGACAUUUCUGUAUCAAUUCCAACAAUGUCUAGCAGACGAUCACGUUCCAGGCAGUCUUCAGGUACUUCUAGAAUAAGUGAUGACCAGAUCGCCGAUCUGGUUUCCAAGUUACAACAACUUAUCCCCGAACUUCGCGCAAGGCGAUUGGACAAGGUGUCGGCCUCCAAAGUCUUGCAGGAGACGUGCAACUACAUAAAGAACUUACACAGAGAAGUGGACGAUCUCAGUGAUCGCUUAUCUGAGCUCUUGGCAUCAACAGACUCGGACAGUGCUCAAGCAGCCAUAAUUAGGAGUUUACUUAUGUAAUAUUAUUACUCAUUAGGGGGCUUCUUCUACAUUUAUAUAUACAUGUAGGCCAAGAGAAGGGUUAAUUAAGCUGAGCUUAUAUGCUCCACCUGUAACCCAUAGCAAGGGAUUAUAUAAGUAC
Messenger RNA from Tripterygium wilfordii, 546 nucleotides. RefSeq names its product transcription factor PRE6-like. The record is from RefSeq and is a predicted model, not a curated record. NCBI's taxonomy places the organism in Eukaryota, Viridiplantae, Streptophyta, Magnoliopsida, Celastrales, Celastraceae. Gene Ontology annotation, biological process: regulation of growth; regulation of DNA-templated transcription. Gene Ontology annotation, molecular function: protein dimerization activity. The transcript is spliced from 2 exons. Bases 144 to 425 code for a protein of 93 amino acids.